UAUUUGCUUGUACUGCAGCUUUAAUGCACUUUUAAACACUUGGCAUGUCAGCAGAGAGAGAUUUUUCUUGUUCUCUUUCCAUUUUUGCAUAUAGAGGAAAUGCUCACAAACACUUCAAAGUACAGAUCUACUAGCUUCCACUAUGUGGCUUUACAGUGAGGGAUUACAUUCAAAGGAAACUUGAAGCAAUUGAUACAGCUACAACAUUGUGGCAUCAAUAAAACCCUGUGACACGCACUGCAGGCUGGAGACCUUCUGCUCACAGACGGGUGCAGAUGGACGCCUUGCUGGACUGUUAGUCACUGCUCCCUGCAGAUGGGAUGGCAGGGAGGAACUGCAGGAGAAGACUUGAAAACUGCGGAAGGCCUAAAGUGCCUAUAAGAUGUUGUGGGGUGGGUCGUUUCAUGUAUUUGUUGCUGGUGUGAACUAUAUAAACACAACAGUGGAAAUUCUUUCUUUUUUCUUUGAGCACAAGAGUGUGCGUGGCCCUGUCAGUUUGUCAUUUUAAAUUCCGGUUGCUGCUACAGUGAAAUACAGAAUCCUAAGGCGGUGUUUUUGCAUAUUUCUUGUUUCUGGGAUGUUAUUUUGCAGCAUCGGUAAUUGUAACAGUUUUAACAAUUUGAAAGCAUUGCAAGAAGAAAAAAUAUUGCAGUGGUUUCCCCUGCAUGUUCCUCUUACCACAUGCAUCUAUUUCACUGGAUGUGUUUACUGGUUACCAGGACAACAGUUUCAGAUCUAGCAUGAUUACCUGUAUCAUACCAGUCAUCAGAGAUGUGGGCAAACUUCGGAAACUUCUGAACUGAGGAAAUGCUGCCAGUUGCUAGGAGAAAGCUGCACAUCUGCAGAAGUUGUUGCUGCUGUUGAUGUGAACACUCUUGCCAAUGAAGUUUAUAAGCACAACUUUCCCAGCACACCACUAUGGGCAAAGACGAUUGAGAAUUGGCCUACAAGGUGAUGUAUCUGAUCCGCGGACGAAGAGCUUUCUCUAUAUUCUUGAUAUUCUCCCAAGGCUCCAGAAGCUUCCAAAAUACCUACUUUUAGAAAAUGUUAAAGGAUUUGAAUCCUCUUCUGCGAGAAAUGAACUUUUGCGAACACUAGAAACAUGUGGAUUUAAGUAUCAAGAAUUUCUCCUGUCUCCAACUUGUCUUGGCAUUCCCAAUUCUAGGCUGCGGUAUUUUCUAAUUGCAAAGCUUCACCAAGAGCCAUUUUUCUUUCAUGCUCCUGGUCAGAUAUUGACAAGAUUCCCAGAUCUAGAAGACAAGAUUCAGGAUCUAGAAGAGUUAUGCAAGGACAAAGUUGUUGAUAAAGUGUGUGAAUCUAGUUCUUUGCCUUCUGGAGAGAAGAGUCUGGAUUCAAAUGUUGGUCCUCAUUGCAGCAGCAAGAAGAGUUUACCGAAAGGGGCCUUUCUUUUUAAGCUUGAAACAGCAGAAGAAAUUGCAAAGAAACAUAAUCAGGACAAUGAUUCCUCUAUUCAAAUGCUAGAAGAUUUCCUGGAAGAGGAAAAUGAAGAAAUGAGUCGGUAUUUCUUAGCACCCAAAUUCUUGGUGCGCUACGCUUUCUUGUUAGACAUUGUUAAACCCACUUGCCGGAGAUCCACCUGCUUUACAAAAGGGUAUGGACACUAUGUAGAAGGGACAGGCUCAGUUCUGCAGACAGCAGUGGAUGUACAGCUCGAAUCAGUGUUUAAACACAUUGAAAACUUACCUGAAGAAGAGAAGCUUAUGAAACUGUCAACACUAAAACUGAGGUAUUUUACUCCGAGAGAAAUAGCAAAUCUACAUGGAUUCCCUCCAGAAUUUGGCUUUCCUGACAAAGUAACAGUGAAACAAUGCUACCGUCUCCUGGGAAAUAGCCUCAACGUACAUGUGGUGGCAAAAUUGAUCUCUGUUCUGCUUGGAUAACUUAGAACAUCAAUCUGAUGGUAGACUGGUGAUGGAAAAUGCUUUCAUCUUUCAAGAGAAAGCGGAUGGCAGCUUAACAAAAUCCAUGCUAACCAAAAUAUCUGCGCAGAUAUUUUGCUAAACAGUUCUGAUGUGUUUUAGUAACUUGCAUUUAUGGUGGAUUUGCACUGUAGAAGUGUUUUAUUUAAAUGGAAAUUUCUGGGAAUUAAUUGCUGCAUUUAGAUGUUGGAUUUAGUUUGCAAAAUUAAAAGUAACAGUAUUCACACAUAGCGCAAAUGGUUAAACCAUUUUGAUUUUAUCUUAAAACUAUACUGUUGAUACGAUAUAAAAGGGCUGUAAAUGCCAAAGCUGUUUUAACUAAGUGCAGAGACCAAGUUCUACAUGCAAAAUGUCUUCCUCUGUAAAUAUCAGUGAUCCAUUCUUAACAGAUUUAUUGUAUAUGUGAUCUAUUUUUUCUUUUGUAUCCAAUGAAACUAUUAGAUUCAGUAUUUUAUGUAAUUUUUAAGAAGACGGUGUUAUGUGUUUGUCUGACCCUCUCUAAAUACUUCCAGGUUUCUGGAACCAAACUGUGUCUGUCUGUCUGGAAUGAUUUGUCUAGGUGCAGCUGAAUAAAAAUAUUUUAAUAUUAUCACAA
Molecule: messenger RNA, 2535 nt
Organism: Cygnus olor (mute swan)
Lineage: Eukaryota; Metazoa; Chordata; Aves; Anseriformes; Anatidae
Gene: TRDMT1
Product: tRNA aspartic acid methyltransferase 1
Exons: 10
Coding region: 882-1901 (339 amino acids)
Molecular function (GO): methyltransferase activity
Source: RefSeq, a predicted model, not a curated record